AUGUCGUUCUUUGGGUAUCGAGGCUCUAGUCGAUCCUCACAGCAGGAGACGCAUCUGAGCGAGACAGAGCGCCUAAGAGGGCGACAGCUGGCAAGCCUCGUGCGCGCAGGCGGUCGAGCCAAGAACCAACAGCAAACAAGCUUCGAAGUACCGGUGCUUCAUACUUCACGCGGUCCGCUGACGCUGCAGCUGCAGCUGCCAUCUGACUUUCCCGUUCGAGUUCCUCGCAUCAAGGCGUCGAUUCCACUCCAGCAUCAGUGGCUUGAUACUGCAGGAAAUGUACGGGGACAUCCGGAUUUGGAUAUGUGGACGGUGCACUCGGAUCUGGGGCGCAUUGUGACAGAGAUUGCAAAAGAGUUGCGAGAAUCUGCUGACACUGUGCCAGAAAGCAAGCAAAUAGUGCCUCCGACGAGAAAUAGUAUGCCGACACAGGUAACACUAGUGACGCCGCACAUCAAAUCCACGGCCGGCUAUGCGUCAGCCAACGCGCAACAUAAGUCAGACACUCGGGCUCGGCAUACACAGAUGCCCGUGAUUCCUUCGACAUUUCUAGAGCUGGAAGAGUUAUCCCCUUCCCAGCUCCAGAAACUAAAUUCGGAUGAGCAUGCAAUUAAAAUUUUUGUUGACAAAUUGACUUUAGUGACAGAAUUCACACAGCUGCGCGACCAGAUCUUGCACAGCAACAUGGGCACCGCAAUGAAAACUCUUGGUCACGAGUCGGAGUUGCGCAAUUUACAGAAAGCGAUCGAGUUACAGAGGGCAGAGCUGCGAGCAGCACAACAGAUGCUGGCAGAGAAGCAGGCGAGACAACAACGCAUUGCUGCACGCCAUCGACCAGAUGCACUGCUGGAACAACUGUCAUUAGCGGCAAAGAGUGUGGACAACGAAUCGGACGAGAUUGCCAUGCAAUUUACGCAUGGUGACAUUGACGUGGCGCACUUUUUGUCUGCCUUUCUACCACAACGCAACUUAUAUCACGAGCGCACGCUUAAGCUCGCACGUGUACAACAGCAUUAG
Molecule: messenger RNA, 1017 nt
Organism: Plasmopara halstedii
Lineage: Eukaryota; Oomycota; Peronosporomycetes; Peronosporales; Peronosporaceae
Exons: 6
Coding region: 1-1017 (338 amino acids)
Biological process (GO): protein targeting to membrane; ubiquitin-dependent protein catabolic process via the multivesicular body sorting pathway; protein targeting to vacuole
Cellular component (GO): ESCRT I complex
Source: RefSeq, a predicted model, not a curated record